GGUGUUCUUUAAAGGAUGUCUUCAGAUGAUGAAGGUUAUUUGCUGAGGGACGUCCUUUGGAAGCUCGGAAGAUUCUCACCCGAGAUAGAAAUCCCAUCAGACCCUUGUGUGAACCCUCCUUGUCCUUCAUCCCCUACCUUAGUUGCCCCUGAAACCAUGCUCCGCUCAAAUGCACCGUCCAAACGAUUCGUUUUAAAAACGGAACCAAAGCUCUCUGAAUCGUUCGAACCUCCCAUUCAGGAGGGCAAGUCGAAACGUGAGGGUAAACAUGGUCCAAAGCCUAACAAAUUAUCCGACAACCAAGUUCUAAAGCUUCACGACUGUCGUCCAGUAUCCGUAGUGUUAAGAAGAGUGGACUCCACUCGCAGCCCUCAAACAUCAACAGAACCAUUUGCAUCUCGUAUUCAAACUCCAGAUGAAUUUGUUAUUACUGAAAGUAUUCCCAAACUAAGACGAUGCUCCGUCGUUUUAGAGCGUUUGAACAUCAAAGAAGAACUCCUUCCUCCACUUAUUGAUACAAAAGAGGAAGUUUCCAUGGACGAAAUGGAAGUCUGCAACGAGUCUGAGUCAAUCAAAGCUGAGACCGAGAACCAAAAAGACAACCAAAUCGAUGGGAACGAUCUCAUGGCACCGUCUCCACGCGACAAUGAUGAGGACCUGGACGUGAUAGAAUCCAGUCAAGUCGUUAACACGCCUCCAACCGCCAGGAAACGUCUUUUUCAAAAGAGCGCCUUCGAAGAAACCGCGAUCACGAGUUUCUACGAAUAUCCAACUUUCAUGGAAGCUAACAAAACCUUGGACGCAACUCACCUGAAUGAGAUUGAUUUAGCAUCAAGUCUUAAAUCUGCUCCGGAUUUCAAUACUUUUGUUCCCUGCAAAAAUGCCCCAUCUUGGAAAGACGUGCUGGAAAGUUGCGACGAAUUUUCCAUUCCACAUGAACGUCAUCAGAAAGCGUUUUGUAGCAAAAAAGCUGACGUGCCCGAGAAAGGUAUCGAACUAGGACAACAAAAGAUUCGUCUGGCGUGGCAGUUUGAUCUCCGGGAAUUCAAGUCAAAUCUAGCCACUCAGUCUUUAGGAGAUAUGAAGCUCGAACGGCUCAAGGAGUUGGGACUUUCUGCAUCUGACUUGAAAUCGCAAGGAACUCUGGCCCAAUUAUUUUCUUCCGAUCGAAAAUUAUUUACCUUGGAACCUAUUGCCAAAGCCCCGACUUGUAAAGAAGUCAACUUGUGGCUGAAAACACGAGGUCUUAUGCAAGAGAAUCCUAAAGAACUUCCUAAAGAGGAAGAUGAAAAUCGCGUCAAAGAUUUUGACGUGGAUGCUCCAUUGCCUCGUCAAAGUCAAAUGGUGAUGAGAAUUAGGCGUGAUUCAGACGAUUCUCUGGGAAGUGAAGUGUCCUGUUCACCCCCAUCAUCACCAGAAGUCGAAAAUAAAAUUGAAGUGGACUCUCCAAAUAUGUCGGAAAUGGUCCAAUCGAGUACACCGUUUACUUUGACCAAGACCAACAGCGCAAUUUCAAGCCCAGGAAGACCAACCACGACCCCAAUUCUCGUUCAUGAAACCAAAAGAAGAGUGCCUAGUCCCAGUAACGUGAGGAUCAAUGUGGAUGAAGGCAAUCCGAUUUCGCGGAGGCAAUUGUUUAAGAAACGACGCAUUUCGUGGGAUCAAACAGUUUUGGACAAAGAAGAUGAAGACCCUGACAUUGUGGAAUCCAGUCAAGUUGAAGAGCGAUCUAGGACUCCUUCUCCAACUCCAGGAACGUCUUGCGAAACCACUCAAAAUUUAAGGCGUCGACUUUUGCAAAGCCAGUUUCGCAAUAAGUUCUUGACACCAGAGGCUACUUUGGGCGAGCGUUUGGGCGCCAAGCCCGAUUCGCCGGGAUCACCCAUCGAAGGGCCCUCGCCAAAUAACACUCAUAACUUUAAAAUGAGCUUUGAGAACUUGCAAGAAGUGAAAGCGUUGUCAGAGCAUCAAUACUUGUCGGUCAUGUCCAUGGAAAUCCAUGUAAAUACGAGGCAGAAGCUUUUACCAGAUCCAGAUUAUGACGCGAUCACCGCUAUUUUUAUGUUAACCAAUAAUGACGUUCCUGCAGGAAGCAAACGACCCAAGCAAUGUGAAGAAAUAUUUGUCUUGGAUCCCGAUUUCGAAACCAAACGACAACGACAAGCCUCCGAUCUGCUGGCAUCUUCGGGUGUUUUCCGGGACAACAUUCGUUACUUCUCGUCAGAGAAGACCUUACUUCUUGGACUUGUUGAAGCAGUUCAGGCCCAUGAUCCGGAUAUCCUGUGCGGUUACGAAGUUCAAAUGUCCUCUUGGGGAUAUGUUAUUGAACGGGCCUCAAGAUGCGACCUUAAUUUAGCUCCUUCACUCUCGCGAGUUCCAUCUCGAGAAAAAGAGAGCAAAAUGAACGAAGAACAAGAUCCUUAUGGCGCCGACCACACUUCAGAGUUGAGGAUCGCAGGCAGAGUGGUUCUGAACAUUUGGCGUCUUCUUAGAUCAGAGGUGGCCUUUUAUAGCUACACAUUUGAAAACAUGAUGUUUCACGUAUUACACACACGUGUUCCCAAGCAUCACUCGGUCACAUUGACCCAAUGGUGGAACCAUAGUACGCAUUUGUUCCGAUGGCGUGUGUGUGACUAUUAUCUGACUCGAAUACAUGGGAAUCUGAAUCUCAUGGAACAACUAGAUAUUAUUGGAAGAACCUCAGAAUUGGCCCGACUCUUUGGCAUCCAAUUCUUCGAAGUCAUCUCGCGGGGAUCUCAAUUUCGGGUGGAAUCUCUGAUGCUCAGACUCGCCAAGAGGAAAAAUCUCAUCCCAGUCUCUCCCAAUACCAUGCAAAAAGCCAAGAUGAAAGCCCCGGAAUAUAUUCCUUUGGUGAUGGAACCCGAAUCCCGGUUUUACACCGAUCCUCUCAUCGUGCUUGAUUUUCAAAGUCUCUAUCCGUCCAUUAUCAUGGCCUAUAAUUAUUGUUAUUCCACGUGCUUGGGUCGUGUCCAAAACUUGGGCUCGCCAGACCCUAUUGAAUUUGGUUGCACUCAAUUGAAGAUAUCCCCCCAUAGACUAGAGAAAUUAGAUGGGCACUUGAACUUCUCGCCCGGGGGUGUGGCUUUUCUGAAGCCCACCUUGAGAAAAGGUGUCUUGCCUCAAAUGCUCAAAGAGAUUCUGGACACCAGAUUGAUGGUGAAGAAAUCCAUGAAGAUCCACAAAGGAGAUAAAACUUUGCAGAGGGUUCUUCAUGCCAGGCAACUCGGUUUGAAACUUAUUGCCAACGUUACUUAUGGAUACACAUCGGCCAAUUUCUCCGGAAGAAUGCCAAGUGUCGAGGUGGCUGAUUCAGUGGUGAGUAAAGGAAGAGAAACUUUGGAAAGAUGCAUCCGAUUCAUCGAGACUUCGACGAAAUGGAAAGCUCAGGUGGUUUAUGGGGACACAGAUUCUGUUUUCGUUUUAUUACCCGGAAGGACUCGGGAAGAAGCUUUUACUAUCGGAGAAGAGAUUGCUCGAGAAAUCACCCAAGAUAACCCCAAACCAAUCAAGCUCAAAUUCGAAAAGGUUUACUACCCAUGCAUCUUGCAAACUAAGAAACGUUAUGUGGGUUACAUGUAUGAGACAUUGGACCAAAAAGAGCCCGUCUAUGAUGCCAAAGGAAUCGAAACUGUGAGAAGAGAUGGAUGUCCGGCAGUGGUCAAGAUCCUUGAAAAGUCUCUGCGAAUCCUAUUCGAGACCAAAGACGUGUCUAAGGUGAAACUAUUUGUUCAGAGGCAGUUCCAGAAGAUCAUGCGAAACAAGGCCUCUCUUCAAGAUCUUACAUUUGCCAAAGAGUUCCGUGGCGUGUCUGGUUACAAACCCGGAGCGCUUGUGCCUGCCUUAGAAUUGACAAGGAGAUUAACGAGACACGAUCGUCGAGCUGUUCCAAGAUCGGGUCAACGCGUUCCUUAUGUUAUUGUCUAUGGAGAGCCCGGGCGUCCAUUGAUCCAAUCAGUACGAAGUCCGGAAGAGGUUCUCAAUGACUCUACAUUGAGACCCAAUGCUCAGUAUUACAUCUGUAAAGUGAUAUCCCCGCCGUUGAAUCGAUGUCUGUCUCUCAUUGGCGUGGACGUUUUGGCAUGGUACUUGGAGUUGCCCAAAUCUUAUCGGCCACGCCUGGGAGCAACUAACGUCGACGAACCUCAAGCUGGAACAUCUCGUGGUCAAGGUGUGAUCCUUCAAUAUUUCGCCUCUCAUCAUUGUGCCUCAUGUGACACUCUAACCCAAAAACCUAUCUGCGAUCACUGCCUUCAAAACCUUCAAUCCACGUGCCUUACACUAUCCAAUAAGGUUCGGGCUUGGGACAAAGCCGUGACUGAUAUCCGUCGACUCUGUCAGUCCUGCACUGGUUAUCCGGAUUUGAAUUCAGAUGUGUGCACAUCUCUGGACUGUCCUGUGCUCUACAAGAGGAAAAUAUGCCAAUUCGACGAGGAGCAAAUUAAUUAUGUACAAAAACUCAUGGACAAUCUGGCCUUUUAGACGUCCGUUGAAUUAUGAUGGUUGGUCAGAAUUGCUCAUGUUUUACGUCCUUCUUUUAUUAAAUACAUAAUUAACUAAUC
Messenger RNA from Tigriopus californicus, 4580 nucleotides. Its product is annotated as DNA polymerase zeta catalytic subunit-like. Gene Ontology annotation, cellular component: zeta DNA polymerase complex; nucleus. NCBI's taxonomy places the organism in Eukaryota, Metazoa, Arthropoda, Copepoda, Harpacticoida, Harpacticidae. The transcript has 16 exons. The record is from RefSeq and is a predicted model, not a curated record. Gene Ontology annotation, biological process: double-strand break repair via homologous recombination; error-prone translesion synthesis. Gene Ontology annotation, molecular function: DNA-directed DNA polymerase activity; DNA binding; nucleotide binding. Bases 16 to 4500 code for a protein of 1494 amino acids.